GAUGCUCCGUCUAUUAGUAUAAGGUCUAUGGAUUGAAUAAUUGUGAACAUAGUAAAUAGUGAUAACCCUAGACGCACCCUAAUGAGAAAUAACUUAUCUAUAAUAUUAAAUAUGUUGGAGAACGCUACUUAAGACUUCACGUUUCUCGCGGUUUCUUCUAUUCCUUCUUCUUUCAACAGAUUUUCGCUUACAAAAGAAACAUACUCACGUCUUACAAUACACGCCCAAUAGUAAUUAUGUAUAAUAGUUAAAAUAUAUUUCUUCCCGAAGCCAUGUAAAUUCACAAUGGGUGGUGUUUACGGUAGCAGAAGACCACCGUCUGUGUUCAAAGUCAUCAACGUAGAUGAAAAGGCCAAUGUCAAAUAUUAUGGGAAAAUGGAAAUAACGGCUUUCGAUAUAAUAUUGCAUAAAAACGGAGGAUCAAAAAUUAUAUGGCCACUGCAUACGGUUCGAAAGUAUGGUUUUGAAUCUUCUACAUUUUUUUUUGAAGCUGGUCGCUUAGCUCCUCAUGGCCAAGGAGUGUUUGCGUUUAAAACUAAAGAUGCCAAACAUAUAUUCAAUACAGUCAGGGAAAAAUUAAAAUCUGAUAAAUUCAGUAUUGAGGCAAAAGAUAAGUCUUCGGAAGUGGGCACUUAUUCCGGACAAUCAUAUACGAGUACGCACACUAUUGAAAAAGUAUAUGAUGAAAACGGAGAAUCCAAUAAUAACAAUCAACCUCCUGAUCUCAUGUUAGAUCCAGACACCGUCUGUAUAACUUAUAUGAAUACAUUGAUUGAUCAUAACAAAGAAUAUGACAAUGUUUUAAACGACCCUUUCGAGUCACCUAAUAAACCCAUCUACAUAAAAGUUGAAAUUUGCUCUCCUAAAGAAAGAAUUGAAUCUCUGCCUACUUCCCCAACAGAAAUACCUGGCUAUACUGCUAUCGACCACAAUCUCACCAAGCAUUUAAGUCAAAAAAUGCUAAAAAAUAGCGAGGAUGUUGGAAUGAGGAAAACAAGACACGAUUCUACCAUGAGUAAUCCUUAGUAAAACAAUUACUUUUUGCUACUUGUAAACAUACUUAUACGUUUGUUUUACUCUACAUGAAAACGCAUCCAUUAUAUCAACUAUCUAAUUGAUGUAUUUAUUUUGUUAGCUUUAGAGAAAGUAUAAAUAAUUAGAUUUUCAUUAUUGUUAACCUUUUUUUUUUUUUUAAAAAUUUGCAUUUUUAUUUUAACUUUUUGGGCCAGAUCAAUUAUCUGUGGAUAAAAAUAAUUGCUCAAAGUACAAAAUUGUGCUUUAUUUUGUUUUAUAUAUAAAGCCUACUUCCCAUCAAGAAAUUAAAUGAUUUUGUUAAUGU
This is a messenger RNA of Adelges cooleyi (spruce gall adelgid), 1339 nucleotides long. Its product is annotated as docking protein 1. Bases 286 to 1026 code for a protein of 246 amino acids. NCBI's taxonomy places the organism in Eukaryota, Metazoa, Arthropoda, Insecta, Hemiptera, Adelgidae. Gene Ontology annotation, biological process: cell surface receptor protein tyrosine kinase signaling pathway. Gene Ontology annotation, cellular component: cytoplasm. The transcript is spliced from 3 exons. The record is from RefSeq and is a predicted model, not a curated record.